Messenger RNA from Lytechinus variegatus (green sea urchin), 2422 nucleotides. Its product is annotated as transmembrane protein 180-like. The transcript has 5 exons. The coding region runs from base 247 to 1830 and encodes 527 amino acids. The record is from RefSeq and is a predicted model, not a curated record. Lineage: Eukaryota; Metazoa; Echinodermata; Echinoidea; Temnopleuroida; Toxopneustidae.
UCAAAAAAGAAAAAAAAAGAAAAACAAAUUUACGUUGAUGUAUAUUUCAUGUUUAGGGUUACCUUGUGUUAAGUUGUGUUAUUAUGUUAAGUUAUAUAGAAAAUAGGCCACCCAUUUUUUUAGGGUGGGGGGAAGUAUGGUGUUAGGGGGGUUGGAUUGUUAAAUGUAUUUAUAAGUAGUAGUUAAGUGGACUCCGAUUGGACAACAUCAAUAGCAGGCAGCAACACAUGAACCAUCGGCGGGAGUAUGAACAAUGACAAUCUGCACUCGACACACUACAUACCGGUACUGCACACGCAAUCACAGACAGAAGCAAUCACUCCAUACCCAAACCCCCGGACGGUACAGACAUCAGAGCGAGCGUGUCCUACAUAUAUACAAGUGAAUAAGACUGGAGUACCAUUCAGGAUGAAGAACUGGGUUGAUAGGAAUGCAUUUGCGUACUCCAUGACCUCCCUGGCCGCUGUGUUGAUGAACUCUAUCUUCCGGUUCUACUAUGUAAGACUUUUCACCGAUUACUACCACAUAUCGGAGUCAUGGUUCAACGUGGCGCAGGUGGUCUACAUGAUAUGGAACGCUGUCAAUGAUCCAUUGUUUGCAUACUGGCAAGACAACUCCAACAUCAAGGCAUUCCGCUCCCGACGUCAUGCCAUCAUGUACGGAGCGCCACUGUUUGCCAUCUGCUUUCUCCUGCCGUGGUUUCCCUGGAAGACCUACGAAGCCAAUGAGUGGAUAAUUGGAGUCCAUCUCACGGUCUCACUGUGCUGCUACGAUGCGUUGUUCACCUUCGUGCUCUUGUCGCACGGUGCCCUUUUCGCCGAGAUAUCCACCCGACACGAGGACCGGGUGAGAUUGACCAGGUACGGCCAAGUGGCUUCCAUUGUGGGCUCAACGUCUGUUCUCUUUAGCCAGUUUGUAUCCGACAACUUGAACAACUUCCAUGCAUUCCAGGUCUGGUGUGUCUUUGUAGCCUUUCUCAGUUGGGCUGCAAUGCAUUACACAGGGAGCAACGUGAGGACACGGUUUGAACUUCAGCCAUCGGGUCAGGGGGCUUCGGGACAUCUGAGCAUGGAGAAGAAAUCCUUGAGCCCCUCUUCGCAAGAUGGCUCUCUCUCACUAUCAUACAGCCAGGCCAAACAGAUCAUCUUCAACAGGAACUUCUUGAUAUUUGUAUUCAUCAACUUUUGUCAGAUAUUUCACAUGAAUUAUGGAGCCAACUUCCUGGCCGUUUUUGUCACCCAACUCAUUCCAGAGACAGACCUGUCUCAGUUCAUCAGGAAAGCUUUGUUUGGUACCACUUUUAUCCUUCCUCAGUUCUUAGUCUUAUUGCUGAGCAUUUUCGUCACACGGUAUGGUUAUUACCGUAUCAUCGUCUGGUCAUUCUACUUCAAGAUCUGUUCAGCAAUCUUCAUGUUCCUGAUAGGAGCGCAGCAUACACACAUCAUGGUUUUCUUCUUUAUAAUGGACAGGAGCCUUCCUGAUGCAAUAUUCUCAUUCUUCAAUCUUUGUCUUUCUGACAUCAUUGACGAGGAUCAACUCAGAAACAAGAGAUCGAGUCCUUUGUCAUCAAGCGUCUUCGGCUACAAUGCCCUCUUCACGAAGCCAGCAUCCUCCCUAGCCCCUAUGAUGGUAGUAAACAUCCUCAAUCGCUAUAGUUACCAAGAACUACAGGAUGAGAAGCUUUCACUCCAACACACCACCGAGCUCAAAGGAACCAUGUUUAUACUGGCUUGUUUCAUACCAAUCAUCAUCGGGUCACUACAACUCCUUGUCUGGAGAAAUUACACCAUCCGUAGUAGUCAUAUUAGUGUUGCCAAGCAUGUCGAAUAGUUCAGGUCACAUCCGGGCCCCGGGAACGAUUAUUGUAGAAGGGAUCCUAGUUUUGAAGAAACAAAUAGACAAGGUUUUCGCUCAAAACUGAAGGGGAUUUCAGUCAAAUUUCUACUUUUGAGCACACAGACCUGAUUUCCAGAGGUGCUGCCUAUGGUGCAUGUAGCACCCAUAGACUAAUCGUAAGAGGUGCGUCAUGUACAGGUAAUUUCGCCCCAAUUUGAAUCUCUCAACAUGUCUACAGUAAAAUUUUAACAUUCCAUCAUUAUAUAGAAAGGGGGUAACGACAGGUUUUUUUUAAUUCUGUUAGGAUAAUAUGUGCCUGUGACUGUGAGCUCAUAGUAACACCAUUUCUUUGUUGAUAAAGUUUGCCAUUGCAUGAUUUGUCUUUUACAACAGAAAUAUGCUCAGGUGUGAUCACAACUAGGGUGUUGUCAACAUACCUACGGUAGAUUAUCAACAUUCCAUCUUCUAGAUAAACGUUUGGUUUUCCAUUGCAUUGAAUCUCCUGGGAGUACAGAACUCCUGUGGAGCGUUGUGGCCCAGUGGAUUAGUCUUCGGACUUUGAAACAGAGGGUCGUGGGUUCGAAUC